AUCAGCGCUGGCUCGGAUUUAACAACACCUCCAAACCUUAAACUCCGACGCCCCGCCUCUUUCCACAUACGGCCACCCCGCCAUCACCACUCCAAUGCUGCAUCAACGGUCAAAAGAGCAGCUGCCAGCUUAAUCUCAGAUGUCUGCAGAUUCUGGUUUAGUUCCAAUCCGGAGAGUUGGCGUGCUGGUCCACGCGCGAGCGAAUAUAACAGCCACCUCUCGCUCGGCUCGCCCAUCUCCCCCGUAGACACGCCAUUGCUGUAUCGAAGCAGCUUCACAACACACAAUGGUCUCCUUUGAACAUAUCGAGACGGCGGUGGAUAUGCCGCACGCAGUCGACUACUACUACCAGCCUACACAAGACGAGGAAGAAGCGGAAUUCGAGCGCAUGUGGAACGCGAAAAACCAGCGCGUGGUCAACUUCAUCACCGCGCUGCCCCCGCCCGCGAUCCCCGCCAGCCCCGACGGCGACCGCUACAACAGGUUCGAGGACGGUCGCGAGUUGGAUCUCUCAGACGACUGCUUCAAAGGCGAGGACGCGGACUCCGCGAUUGACCUUGUGCGGACUGCCUCGGCGGGAGGCACGCAGCUGUUCCCUGUGCUGCGGCAGAAUGGAAUGCAAGGUGACAACGCUGAUGCUGCUGCCUACCCACGCCGCCCCCGUCAAUGGCAAGAUGGUGAUAAUACAAAAGAAUUCCGCCGUCGGGCUCUCUAUCUCGAAGACAGCAGUUUCCUCUUCUCCGCCACAAACAGACCAGCUCCUCCUCCUCCUCCUCAAGACCAGCACAAACGCCAGGUUCGUCACAUUCCUUUGCGCCAAGCGGUACGACGAGUCGACGAAGUUCCUGCGCGCCGCCGGCUCCGACCCAGCGAACUUUCUGGCACCCAGCAACAACGCGUUAUUCACAAGUCCAUGAGCUACGACGUGAUCCCACAAGCAGACCGCGCAAGGCUUUCAACAAACAGUCAAGAGGAAUCCGCACCCACUGCCCAACGGAGAUGCUUCAGUAGCGGUGAAGCCCACGCGAUGACAACGACUUUGAACACGACAGACAACGAACUUAACGCGUCGGCAAAACCAAUAUCGCAGUUCAACGGACUUCAAAUCAUGAUUUUGUCAGAGGACAAGUCCGAUCGCGCUCCUCAGAUCGGAGUAGCUAUCGGCGGCGAAGGCAACCAGGUCUUCAUCCCCGAGCCUGGUCCCAUCCCUACCUUGAACUCCAAAACGAAGAAGAACAAGCCAAUGACCACCACAGGGAUCACGGUCCGCCGGUGUUCAGAGGCUUCACUGUUCGAGCCAGAUUAUGAGCUCCUCGGCAUUCCGCCGCCCGAGUCACGAUUUCAUGAUGUCUGGAUGAAACCGGUCUAUUAUUCACCUUCGAGUGCACGCGCGAGCGACAGUCUUAAGAACACGACCGACUCAGCAUCGACGUCGUCGUCAGUGUCUGCGGGUGUGACUACGGUGUCGAGCAAAGGCUCGUCUGGAAAGAGUGCGAAGAACACAAAGAUGCAACCUGCUGUAAUGCCUGAGCUGCGCAAAAAGUUCAGUUUCCAUGAUCUUAGUUUGAAGAGUAGGAGGAAGGCCGAGGUAUCUGAUGCAAAGAACGAACAUGACACAUCAGAUGGAAAGAAAGAGCACAAUGGAAAGAAAGAGCACGAUACAGCAACCGCAAAGAAAGCAGUCAAGGCAUCAGAUGAAAAGAAAGAGCAAGAGACAGCAGCCGCUAAGAAAGCAGGCAAGGCUCUAGACAAGAAGAAAAGCCUGGAAAGCAUGACAUUUUCAAUUCCUACGAUCCCAGUGCCAAAAAUGCCGAAAGUGCCCAAGAGAACCACAAGCAAUGAGAAACUGAAAGAGCGACGGCGGACGGUCGAGAAGAAGGCCUCGCUGCUGUCGUUGGUGUCUAGUCGAUCGGGCAAGGGGCAUUCAGAGGAGAAGAAAGCAUCAUCGCAACAACAGCAACAGAAGAAGAACAAGAAAGAAAAGCAGAGGAAACAGAGCGACGUGUUUUUUCUCGACAGUAUCCAGGAUAUCCGCGAGCUCGACAACGAGGCCAUCGCACGACAAUACGAGGUCUAUCUCAACGGGAAGAAGAGCGCCGACAACGCAGACACAACCACCGGCAACGUCCACAGCACGAAGCGAAUGAGCCGGAACCUGGAGGAGUUCCACGCGGGCCUGGCUAAAGACGGGAUAGUCAGCGCAUCCGCCGGACGAUGCUGCAGUCGCGAGUGGUGCAUGUGUCGGACCGAGGAGGAGACGUGAAACAGGUUUGGAAUUUAAUAAACAAAAAUUCGAAACGCCAACGCGUCUGAGCCGCAC
Messenger RNA from Myxozyma melibiosi, 2320 nucleotides. RefSeq lists its product as uncharacterized. Bases 287 to 2263 code for a protein of 658 amino acids. Lineage: Eukaryota; Fungi; Ascomycota; Lipomycetes; Lipomycetales; Lipomycetaceae. The transcript is spliced from 2 exons. The record is from RefSeq and is a predicted model, not a curated record.